UUUCAACAUGAAGUUUUUCAAGUUUCUAACAUUUAUAUUGUGCAUUGUGCAACUAACUUAACGUUAAUGUUUCUUAUUUAAAAUUCAACUUUGUUUUUACAUUUGCAUUUCAGUACUCUCCAUUAUUUCGCUUCGUAACUGACUACAAAAGCAUGCUUUAACAUCGAUUGAAAACCUGGCAAGCAUUGAGAAGUACUGGCAAUCUGAUUGCUCGAGUUCGCAGUUGGCCAUGGAUAACGACGAGGCAGCUCCGAACAGAGAACCCCCAAGGAGUGCCCCUACUCCCCACAACAUAUCAGAAAUCUUAAGUGACUCCCCGAGUAUGGACCGAACAUCCAUGCCGUUCGCAGCGUAUUCUCCUGAAAAGAUGCCCCAGGGCAGCGUUAAUGCUGUCAUCACGCAGCCAGCCUUUAUCCACUCAACCUACCCAUCUGCGCCCCACGCCAGCAGCCUAACUCCGCUGAAUCCUUUUCAUCCCUUUUCGGCCGUCAUGCCAGCCGGUGCUCUGGGCAUCGGGAAGCUUGACAGUGAUCUACCUCCGCCGUUGCCCGUUCCCUUACUGGCCCGCAGUGAUGGAGGAAUGCCGCCCGCUCUCAAACCUCUGCCCGCGAUGCCCAUUCAUCCUCGUACCAGCUCCAUGUCCUCGGGCUCCUCGCCAGGCAUAACGGUGGCUAGUGUGGUGGGUGAAUCGAUUAUGUCGCAUUUUGCUGCAUUCGGCGCAGCGCACACUCUCAGUAUGGCUGGAAUGCGCGAAACGGGACGGGGAACCGAACACAGCAACAAGAAGCAGUCUAGUAUUGAAAAGAGCUUGAUUGGGGAUUUCACGAUGCCAUCCGAAAGCAGCAGUGACGCCAGUGGUAAACUGCAAGACCCCCGGGCGCACGGACUGACAUCUACGCAUCCGCGUCUCAAAGUGGAGGACGCUCUGGGCUAUUUGGAUCAAGUAAAGAUCAUCUUCAACCAUAAGCCGAAGGUGUAUAAUGACUUCCUGGACAUCAUGAAGGAAUUUAAAUCCCAAAGCCUCGAUACACCUGGAGUUAUUGGACGAGUGGCCAGCCUUUUCAAGGGACACGCUGAUCUGAUUGUCGGAUUCAAUGCCUUCCUUCCUCACGGCUACAAAAUUGACAUUGAUGACGAUGAAAUUGUUCGUGUGACGGUGCCUGGGAAUCAGGUUCUGACUAUAACGGAAGUUUUGCCACCUCCGUCUCCUGGAUCUACAUCCGCUGUACAGGAUCCAUCCAAGUCGCAGUCUCCCGCUUCAACAGUGUCUGCGGAUUCCGACGAUAUGGAUAGUCGUUUGGAUGACGAACUUCUUAAUGCACGACCGCUUCGUGCAACCGAUCUUCCUUUAUUUCCUGUACAAGAUGCUGACGCGCGCGCUUUGACGGCCAACGCAUUGCUGCCUGAGAGUGGAAGAGCCGGAUCAAGAGCGUCAGCUGUGCCUUCAAAGGGCGUGGAAUUCGAUUACGCCAUUAAUUACGUCAAUAAGAUAAAGGACCGAUUUAAGGAUGAACCCGCUCGUUACAAGCGAUUUCUUGAAAUUUUGCAUGCUUAUCAAGGAAAGAUUAGGGUUACGGGAGAUCGUCCGCUGGAUGAAACUGACGUCUAUAAGGAAGUAGAUCGAUUAUUCGGAGAUCACCCCGAUUUGAUGGAUGAUUUUAGUCGUUUCCUGCCUAAUGCCUGCGCUAUGGGCGGAUCCAUGACGCCUCCACCGCCCACGACUUCCACUCGGACAACAACUUCCCCCAGUCGCAGCACCAGUUCAUCACCCCAACCCACAACCGCUAGAGACCCACGAAAUCGAACGGCUUUACCGAAGUCAGGUGCCAAACGUAAAGCAUCACAAUCCGGUGCUAGCAGCCCACAAAAAUUGGAACCGAAAUCCACUGGUAAAGUCAAGGAGCCAGAAAAGAAACGUUCUAAAGGCCGACCGCGUUCUGCAGAGGAACCCGACGAGCCAGCGGGUGAACUAGUAAAACCAGUCCGACGUUACAAUAAGCAGACACCAAAAGACAAGUCUAUAAAAACCGAAGCGCUGGAUAUGAGCAAAAAGAAUGGACGUAAUCCAAGUAGUGUCAGAAUGGCGCGUGGUAAAACAAUGGAAGCGGUAGCGGUUGUACCGACUACUACCACCAAAACCGUGACUGGUCAGAAAACCAAGGAGGACAGUCAGGUCAUCGACGACGGGCAAGGGAAAUUGAAAAUGAAAAAAUCGAAGUAUAAACCGGCUUUAAUAAUGCAGCGCAAGCGAUCCAAGCGAAUGUUGUCACCCAGAAAGGUGUUCCAACCUACCCGACGAGUAUCGCUGGCCGAGGCUUUUACAUUCUCUUCGCUGGAAGAUUUUAACUUGCUUCACCGCAUUCAACGAGCAGUGCCAGUAAAUGUGUGGCAUCUGCUAUUGAAAAUGUUCGAGUUGUAUAACAGCCGAGCCAUCACCAAAGGAAAGCUCCUGGAAAUCGUGGAGAAGCUGGUUUAUCAUAAACCCAAAUUAGUGCAAGAAUUUGCACAGCUGCUGCAGACGAAAGCGGUUUUCCGCUCUGGUUCGGAGCACAUCGAGAACGGCGCUUGUUCUUCAGAAUCCGCCAAUGCUGAUGGUGAUACAAGACGAGGUGGAUUACAAAAAACCCGUGAACCAGAUAAUAGGAUUGCUGAAUUUGAUUUUAAAGCAUUCGAACGAUUUACCGAGAGUCGCAGUUAUCGCAUUCGACCGGAAACAAACAUUAAACGCAAGAGUUCCGGUUCGACACAAUUGGAUAGGAGUGUGUUGAACGAUAAGUAUGUUUCAUGCCCGAUGUUUUCGGAAGGAUCUCAGUUCACCAUUUCUAAGAAGAAUUCAGCGGAAGAAGUCAUGUUUAAAUGCGAGGACGAGAAAUACGAAAUGGAUAUGCUGUUAUCCGGUGCCGAGGCGGCAAUGGAUGCUAUGACCUUUGUUUUGAAUAAACUGACAUCCAAUAGCGUUACGGGAAAACUUCCUACAUGGGACGAGGCGUUUUUACAUCGCCGGGUUAUUACGAAAUUAUAUGGCGAAAAUGCUCCCAUAAUUUUGAGCCAUCUUAAGCGAUCUCCAGCGUGCGCGAUUCCGACCGUACUGGAAAGAAUUAAACAAAAGCAUUCUCAGUGGAUCCGAGUGCAAAACAGCAUGAGUGAAAUUUGGAUGGAGCAAGCUCGUCGCAACGCAUCCAAGAUAGGCGAUUAUAAGGGCAUCACCUUCAAACAGACGGAUAUGCGAUUUCUGCGCUCUCGACAUUUGGUUUAUGAAAUGGAGAAACUGCACAGCGAACAGCCCGAACACCCUCCAGUUUCUGUUCACAAGACAGAAGACACAGGAAAACGGAAACCGGAAGAGCCGAUGAAUCAGUCAACAACCAUAGUUAUGCCAUCCGCCCCGGAAGUCGUCAGUGGCUCCGCAGAGGAAAAGGCUCAUUUGACUGUUCGCUAUCCCAAAUCGGUUAUUGUUAUUGAUGAUGCGACAUUCUUCUUAUUACGCUACAUCAAACAGUGUUCCGCUUUCAAUCAGGCCGAAAAGAAGCAGAUGAAUCGCUUCUUACUUGAAUAUUUGUUCCGCUGUUUGAAAAUACCGGAUUCGAGCGGUAAUCGGGAAGCUGUGAUGGAGUCCAGUGAUGAUGAGACCGACAAUGAAGGAAAAUCUCCUCGAAGCGGAAAGGCGUCAGUUCCUCGUUUGUCGGACUGUACAUCGGACGAGGAGGAUCACGAAAAUAAAAACGAUAGCGAUCAUAAUAACAAACGAAAAACUAAUGACGGUGAAGCGGAACCCGUCGAGAGCACCGCUAAAAAACUGAGACCAUUGAAGGAAUUUCCCAUUUUGCCAUUGCCAUGGCCAGAAUUGUGCCAGUAUACAACGGAUUUAAAAUCUCUGGAUUCCCAGGUUGACGAAGAGCUGACGAUGGAAGCCAAAAAGCGGGAACAGAAUCGCGAACGGAUUGCUAAGCGCCUUACAGUGGGCAGUAUCGGGGAUGCUUUACCGGCUGAUGAUGCAAGCUAUGUGUUGAUCUACGGCAACGCUCCUUUCUUCCUCUUUGUCCGCUAUCAUCAGAUAUUGUGCGAUCGAUUCAGUCAGCUAUAUAACAGCUUCCAGAGUCUUUUGAUGAUGGAAACUGGAAAACAGGACACUCCAGCGUAUAUCGUCAGCAAAGCUUGUCGGCCGAGGAUUGACAUACCAGUGGAAAGAUUUUGGAUUGUUUUCAUGGACCGAUUACUGAAGUUGUUAGAUGGGAACAUUGAUCCGACCGGGUUCGAAGAGGAAAUGAGGGAAAUUUUUCGGAAAGAUGCUUAUUUGACCUUCACAUUGGAUCGCUUGAUUCAGAGUAUUACAAGACAGCUGCAUCACAUCAUAGCACAAGACCGUGCUAAAAGUGUGCGCACGUUAUGGGAAGAAGCUCGGGUUGCCAACGGAGCUGGUGGAUUGUUGUUACACCGAGAAGAACGAGGAGAAGCAGAAAAGCAAUACGAAGCUAGAGUUGCGGACUUUUUGAAAGAUCAGAAUUGUUUUAAAAUGACGGUUUUCAACUCUGGUCGCGUCUGCUUGGAACUUAUCGUUUCCGAAGAGCCGGAAGAUUUGAAACCUCAGUGCCGCACUUGGAAAGAUUUUGUGGCUUAUCAUGCUACCAACAAUAACGUCGACGACCAAUUGAGAAGUCGCUUGCUUCAGAGAGGACCGGUCUUCAUCGUCAGGCAUCAUAGACAAUUUUCGCGCCAUCGAAAGCAGCUUGGAGGAGAAAUUGACGAGGAAGAAGAAGAAGAGGAAGAUGAGGAUUUGGCUUUGGAUAGCAGCAAGACGUCUAAACCGGAAACGCCAGCUGAUUUCAGUUUGGACGACCGCUCAUGGCUGAUGAGCAUCAACAUUCGUUCACAGAUCGAAAGUGGGGACAUUCUAGGACGUGCGUUUGACAAGACACCCUUAAACGAGUGGUUGGUGUAUCGACGCGGCGCGCAGAAGAUUGCAGCUGAGAGCCAUCGGCGAGUUUCACAGCGCCGCACUACCGCCUUUAAGCGUUAUCUUUCCGAUGUAUGGACGAAGAAAGCCCUGAUAUCCCAGGAAAAACACAAAGCUUUCUUGAGCAUGAUGCGCGAGAACAUGAAUCGGUACAAGCAAGGCAACAGCGUUGAUCCGCCUUAUUUCGUGUAUUAUCUAUGUCGUUCCGACGAAAGUGAGCGGCUGGAUGAUGCGAAACCCUUUUGGAUUCAAUCUGACGCUGAAAGAGCAUCCGCCGAAGGUGAAAAAGUGGAAAAGGAGGAAGCCACUGCAGUGGACACGGCACAGUCCGACACUUCAGAGGAGGAGGAUACCGAGACAGACAAAGAUGAUAUCGAGCGGAAGGUUAAACAGCCCCGCAAGCGGGCGUCGGUCGAAGAGUCGAAUUAGUGUUGCCUGGUUUGGAAUUUAUGCAUUGAUUGCUUGCAUUCGAAGAACAGUAUUGGGGAUUUAGUAUUUAACGUUUUAUGCUUUUGAUCUUCGUCCAUUGUGUGGCAGUUAAUGCUUGUUUCUAGCGUGUGUUUUUGAGUUUCGCAUACUUUUAUCAUUCAGGAUUAAGGAACUACUGAUUAAAGUUUAUGUGUUG
Messenger RNA from Paramacrobiotus metropolitanus, 5579 nucleotides. RefSeq names its product paired amphipathic helix protein Sin3b-like. Gene Ontology annotation, molecular function: transcription corepressor activity. The record is from RefSeq and is a predicted model, not a curated record. Gene Ontology annotation, biological process: negative regulation of transcription by RNA polymerase II. Bases 230 to 5383 code for a protein of 1717 amino acids. The transcript is spliced from 14 exons. Gene Ontology annotation, cellular component: chromatin. NCBI's taxonomy places the organism in Eukaryota, Metazoa, Tardigrada, Eutardigrada, Parachela, Macrobiotidae.